AUGAGUUCAUCUUAUCAUCAUGAAACUGACGGACAAUCUGAAGUGACUAACAGAUAUUUGGAGCGAUCGAUUGGUAUGUCUCCUUUCAUGACUUUGUAUGGCAGACCUCCACCUGUGGUACCACGGUAUGAAUUGGGUCAAUCAGUUGUUCAUGAAGUAGAUCAAACAUUGGUCACUAGAGAUGAAAUCUCGCAGGAACAGAAACUCCAUCUUUCGCGUGUCGCUAAUCAAAUGAAACAGACUGCUGAUUUGAAACGUAGAGAUGUUGAGUUCCAAUUUGUAUACAGGAGAGCUUCCCAAAAGCUAGCAAGUCGUUAUUAUGGGCCUUUUCCGGUGGAAGAAAGAAUUGGGAAAUUGGCUUAUAAAUUGCAGCUGCCUGCUGGUUCUAAGAUUCAUGCAGUUUUUCAUGUGUUGCUUUUUAAAAAGCAUAUUGGUGAUGAUGUGCCUGUGUCUAUUGAUUUGCCACCAUUGUCUAUUGAUGGUGAUACUGUUUUGGAACCAAAGGAGGAAAGUCUGGUUCCAUGGAAACAUUUGCCGCAUGAAGAUGCUACAUGGGAAAAUUCUGCAGAAUUGCAGUCAAGGUUUCCUGCUCUGAACCUUGAGGACAAGGUUCCUUUGAAAGGGGGAAGCAAUGAUAGAUCACCACGAAGAUCUGCAAGGGUGCCUAUCAAGAAUAAGAAGUACUUGGACUAA
Molecule: messenger RNA, 693 nt
Organism: Jatropha curcas
Lineage: Eukaryota; Viridiplantae; Streptophyta; Magnoliopsida; Malpighiales; Euphorbiaceae
Source: RefSeq, a predicted model, not a curated record